ACCCAUAUCCUAAACUUGAUUUUUAUAUAUCCUUCUCUUUGUAUUUACUGCUUGAUUCUCGUUUUCUCAAUUAGCCUAUUGAAGUUUGUGCAAUGGCCUCAGGCUCAACAUGGACUACCAAGCAAAACAAGCAGUUUGAGAAUGCUUUGGCCAUUUAUGACAAGGACACUCCCGACCGCUGGCAAAAUCUUGCCAGGGCCGUGGGUGGCAAAACUGUGGAUGAAGUGAAGAGGCAUUAUGAGAUGCUUGUCGAAGAUGUUAAGCAGAUUGAAGCUGGACAAAUACCUUUGCCCAAUUAUAAGAAAGCUGGAGGGAGCAACAAAGGAUAUAAUUUCCUGGAUGAAGAACAAAGCAGGCUGAAGGGUCUUAGGCUCGGUGAAGCAUGAAGCUAUAGCAGAAUCCAUGGAGUAAAGAUCCGUUAAUUACAAAAAUCAUAUGUGAUUUGCUAUCUAUAUCUCCUUCCUGCCUUCUCUUUCGUUCGUGGUGAUAAUUAUAAUGUAACAUAUAUUUCCUUUGUGCAACUUCAUUUGUACGGUCAAGGAGGAGUCACUUACUAAUGACUUCAACUCCCUCCUUCGCCAUUUAUGUGCUCUUUAAUCAUCUGUUCAAUAGCUUAUUAUAAUAGUUUGUACUGUUUAUAUUAUUCAAUGGACUUACUAUUAUUUAUAAUA
Molecule: messenger RNA, 671 nt
Organism: Mangifera indica (mango)
Lineage: Eukaryota; Viridiplantae; Streptophyta; Magnoliopsida; Sapindales; Anacardiaceae
Product: protein RADIALIS-like 3
Exons: 2
Coding region: 93-386 (97 amino acids)
Molecular function (GO): DNA-binding transcription factor activity
Source: RefSeq, a predicted model, not a curated record